This is a messenger RNA of Lathyrus oleraceus (garden pea), 892 nucleotides long. RefSeq names its product ubiquitin carboxyl-terminal hydrolase 10. Bases 121 to 627 code for a protein of 168 amino acids. The transcript is spliced from 3 exons. The record is from RefSeq and is a predicted model, not a curated record. NCBI's taxonomy places the organism in Eukaryota, Viridiplantae, Streptophyta, Magnoliopsida, Fabales, Fabaceae.
UCUGCUUCUUGUGCUGUGUUCUCAGAAAAGUGAAUUACUUUUUUGUAGGAAUUGCUUGCCUUUUUAUUGGAUGGACUGCAUGAAGAUUUGAAUCGUGUGAAACAAAAGCCUUACAUUGAAAUGAAGGACUCAGAUAAUAGGCCAGAUGAGGAAGUUGCGUACGAGUGUUGGAAAAAUCAUAUGGCUCGGAAUGAUUCAUUGAUUGUUGAUGAAUGCCAGGGUCAAUACAAAUCAACAUUGGUUUGUCCUGAAUGUGGCAAAAUUUCAAUUACUUUUGAUCCAUUUAUGUAUUUAUCAUUACCACUUCCUUCAACUGUCACCCGGGCAAUGACAGUUACUGUCUUUUAUUGUGAUGGGAGUGGUCUUCCCAUGCCGUACACAGUGAAUGUUCUGAAGCAUGGUUGCUGCAGAGAUCUUUGCCAAGCAUUGGGCACUGCAUGCUGUUUGAAGAGUGAUGAAAUGCUUUUGCUUGCAGAGGUUUAUGAGAAUAAGAUUUAUCGAUAUCUAGAGAAUCCGUUAGAGUCAUUGACUUCUAUCAAGGAUGAAGAACAUAUUGUGGCCUAUCGACUCAAGAAUGGAGCCAGGAAAACAAAACUAGAAAUAUUGCAUCGAUGUCCGGAUAAGUAAGUAUACCUCUUUUGGCGUGUUAAGAUAUACUCUUUAAUGUGAAAGGCACAACGCCCUGUUGAGUCAUGGUUCCUAUAUAUGAUAGUUUUCAUUGCCCUUGACAUUACAGUAAAUUUGGGUUAAAUAAUUCUUGAUAAAUUUAUUCUGAAGGCUCCUUUGUAUUCGUCUUGGUUACUUGAAUUCUGCUCUAGUUGUAAUAAACUUGGUUAAAUUGAUUUUUCCUCCUUGAAAGCAACUGAGUGGUGACUGUUAAAGUUUGGUUUUA